This is a messenger RNA of Venturia canescens, 873 nucleotides long. RefSeq lists its product as uncharacterized. NCBI's taxonomy places the organism in Eukaryota, Metazoa, Arthropoda, Insecta, Hymenoptera, Ichneumonidae. The transcript has 2 exons. The record is from RefSeq and is a predicted model, not a curated record. Bases 310 to 837 code for a protein of 175 amino acids.
CAGGCAACACCGGUAAAAAUGAAACUACCCUAAAAUCAUUAAAGACUCUCACGGAGACUGCCGAAUACGAUUCUGAGUGUACAGAGGAACAAGAGGAUGAUGGUUGUUGUGGUAAUCGUGCACGUACGGGCAAAAACUUAUGUAAGGUGGAGGAGGUAAAACAGCAUUGAAAAACAUUCAUAAUAUCUACAAAUUAUUGUCAAACAUUUUAUUUGAGACCCACAAUCAACGUUGUGUUUGCGACGAGUAUUAUUUUGUAACAUAUAAUUUACUUUAUAGUUGAUUCAAGUAACAACGAAUAUUGGAAAAAUGUUGAAAUCAAUCCGAAAAGAUAUGAUAGCAGAACAAAUAAAAACAAAGAAGGCUCCUCAUGUAGAACCUUUAGUGGAUCUAAGUACGGUACGAAAUAAUGAGAAUGUCGAAUUAGUACGCGGAAUAGUUUUCAAACAAUCGGUAUUGAUAAAAGCUUGCGGAGCUGUUAAUUUGCGCCGAAGAUUGAACUAUUUGAUAGACAAUUAUUGGACGGCAGAAGAACAGAAAAAAUUGGUACUGUCGAAUAAUAAGAUGACUAAACGAAAAGGACAAAUAAAAAUUCCUGAGAAAAUAAUUAAGGGACUCAUUGAUGUAUGCUUUACCCUUCAACAAACGAAGGAAAUUCCGACUGAUGGUUUUACAAGCCAUGAAGAUGGAAGGAAGUUCCUAGCUGCUAAAUUGAAGGGCAAUCGACAUAACCAAAAAAGGAAAGGGAAUAACCAUUUGAAAAACCAACAGCAAUGUGAAGAGCCAAACGUGGCUGAAGAGAAUUUUGCAUCAGAUGACGAUUCAGCUAGCGAAUAACCAAAAUGGACCAAAAUGGCAAAUUUAAAAUUUAUU